AUGGCCGAGUUUGACGAAUCUCUUAUUUUGUGUGUAAAGGACUAUCCUUGUUUAUACAAUUCCAAAAGUGCAGAUUUCAGGAUUACAUGGAAGAAAGAGAAUGCAUGGGAAGAAGUGUCCAAGAAACUGGUUGAAGUUGCUUCAAAGAGAUGGAAAGUGUUACGUGAGCGUUAUACAAAAGAGCACAAAAAGGCUAAGAAACCAACAGGAACUGGAACUGAUGAGGUGGAGGUGUGGGAGUUUUACCAUCUGAUGCACUUCUUACAGGAUUUUGUCAAACACAGGAGUACUGUGACAAAUAUGCCAACUUUUAGCACUCAUACUGAUGAGUUAAGAUUUUCCCCAGGGGCGGAAAGUACUCAGUCAAAUGAUGAAGCUACAUCUAGCAGUGCAGCUGCAUUAUCUGAUAAUGACAAAGAUAACAAUAAAGACAAGGCAAAAAUGAGACAAAUUGAAUCAGACCCAAUAGAGAUGGAAAUACUGUCACAGUUAAAGAAAACAUCAGAUGCCAUGAUUUCUACUAAUGAUGAAGAUUUCGCUUUUGCUAAAACAGUUGCAUUGACUCUAGACGACUUAAUGGACGACAAAAGGCUUUUGCAAAAAUGA
Amphimedon queenslandica is the source of this 606-nucleotide messenger RNA. RefSeq lists its product as uncharacterized. The record is from RefSeq and is a predicted model, not a curated record. Bases 1 to 606 code for a protein of 201 amino acids. NCBI's taxonomy places the organism in Eukaryota, Metazoa, Porifera, Demospongiae, Haplosclerida, Niphatidae. Gene Ontology annotation, cellular component: transcription regulator complex; nucleus. The transcript has 4 exons. Gene Ontology annotation, biological process: regulation of transcription by RNA polymerase II.